Molecule: messenger RNA, 1189 nt
Organism: Ruditapes philippinarum (Manila clam)
Lineage: Eukaryota; Metazoa; Mollusca; Bivalvia; Venerida; Veneridae
Product: trafficking protein particle complex subunit 5-like
Exons: 7
Coding region: 94-657 (187 amino acids)
Biological process (GO): endoplasmic reticulum to Golgi vesicle-mediated transport
Cellular component (GO): TRAPPII protein complex; TRAPPIII protein complex; TRAPPI protein complex
Source: RefSeq, a predicted model, not a curated record
UUAGCGGCGUUCAACUUCAGUUUUUUCUAAAUACCACGACAAAUAUAUUUUACAAGUCACAAGAGGAGUUUGUAAACUUCCGGUGAUUGAAAAAUGUCGGGGAUGCAAAGACAAAAAAGUAGUAAUUUAGAUAAACCACUGAGUAAAGGUAAAGCAGAGGUUAAUGUUGCAACAUUUGCUUUGUUGUUCUCGGAAAUAGUACAGUACUGUCAGAACAGAGUGUAUACAGUUCCAGAGUUACAGACAAAAUUGUCUGAUCUUGGGCAGCAUGUUGGAAAUCAUUUACUAGACAUAUUAUUUCUCAGGGACCGGGGCUAUAAGAGGGAGGUGAAGUUACUCAGUAUGUUAUUGUUUAUUAAAGGAAACUUCUGGAGGACAUUGUUUGGAAAGGAUGCUGAUAAACUUGAGCAGGCUAAUGAUGAUGAAAGAACCUAUUACAUCAUAGAAAAAGAGCCUCUAGUUAAUAAAUUCAUCUCUGUUCCAAAAGACAAAGGUAGUUUAAAUUGUGCAGCAUUUACAGCAGGCAUUAUAGAAGCUGUGCUGAAUGGUGCAAACUUUCCUGCUAAAGUUACAGUGCAUUGGCACAAAGGAACAACCUUCCUGAUAAAGUUUGAUGAAUCUGUGAUAGCUAGAGAUAAAUUGGUUGAUGGAAAAUAGUGCAAUACCAGUGUUAAAAUUUGCAGAAACACUGAUAUGUCUUUUCAAAUGUGUCAUUCAUAAAACAUAUACAUUACUAUGUACUCGUAUAUGACAUACCUUCAGAGAUUCGGAUUUAUUUAAAUGAUUUUUACUCAGUCUGUCAUAUAAUACAUUUUUGCAAUACAUUUUUGCAGUACAGACUAUUUUUGCAUGCAAUAUAGCUAACAUUUUAUUUCAAUUUAAAUGUAUUUUAUAUGAUAUGUAUUUGAGAAUGUUGAAACAACAGUUGUAUUAAGUAAUACUAAGGAGUAGCAAACCAACAUUUUUUUCCCAACAGAUGUUUUAUAGUAUCAAACAUGUAAAUAGUCAUUUAUUUGAAAUGGUAAUAAUUGUCAAUAAUUUUAUGUACAUAGUUUUCUCAAAUAGUGAAAGUGACUGUAUGUGUAUUUAUGUAUGUGUGAACAUUUUUUAAAUUUACCACACAAUGUCUUGCUAUGUUUGAGUCUCUUGUUGUUGUAGCAUUGUUUUUAUAAUAAACUGAAGAACGUGA